Notodromas monacha is the source of this 5747-nucleotide messenger RNA. The record is from the annotation of a GenBank genome assembly. NCBI's taxonomy places the organism in Eukaryota, Metazoa, Arthropoda, Ostracoda, Podocopida, Cyprididae.
GUAGCGUUGGAUGGAGGGGCGUUGAGUGGAAGUUGUACCAUAACGUUGCGUCACGCUGAAGAGGAGUGAGAAUGAGGUGGAAACCCAAUGGCCAAGGAAGGAUUGGAGCAAUUGUGGUUAGCCCAUUUAGCUGUUUACGACGUGUUGGUGAAACCAGCGUGCUACGUUUGUCCAUAAUGGUUGACGUUGAUCGACGCGAAAGCGUAUAAGUUCUAUGUGCAGAAUUCAAUAUUUACCGUGAAAAGGUAAAUCAAGUAAGCGCUCAAGAAAUGGAUUCCAGAUGAAAAACAUCUACCAAUGCAUAGAAGUAGUAAAUGAAAUUUUGUAAGCUAUCGUAGGGUCCUUGUGCGUGCUUCGGACCUUCACUGAUCUUGUGUAACGGAGUAUCACGAAAGCUCCAGUUUGCGUGUGAUUUUAUGAGUCCAAAAUCUGUGGGAUUGAGUCUUGUUCGUUUGAUUUUAGAAGGUGGAAUUCCAAAUUUACAGUCUUGGUGGAUCGUAACGAUUUUCAAAAUGUCGGGCGGUCCGUACCAUUAUUCAUAUAUUUUCAAAUAUAUCAUAAUCGGUGACAUGGGCGUCGGUAAAUCGUGCUUGCUUCAUCAGUUCACCGAAAAAAAGUUUAUGGCGGAUUCCCCUCACACCAUCGGCGUGGAAUUUGGCACGAGAAUCAUCGAGGUAGCCGGGCAAAAAAUCAAGCUGCAAAUCUGGGACACCGCUGGGCAGGAGAGGUUUCGCGCCGUUACAAGAUCUUAUUAUCGUGGAGCAGCUGGAGCGUUGAUGGUUUAUGACAUCACACGCCGUUCAACGUACAAUCACCUCAGUAGCUGGUUGACCGACGCUAGAAAUCUCACUAAUCCGAAUACGGUUAUAUUUUUGAUUGGUAAUAAGAGCGAUCUGGAAGCCCAAAGGGAUGUUACUUUCGAGGAAGCGAAGCAAUUUGCGGAAGAGAAUGGACUUAUGUUCAUCGAAGCUAGCGCGAAAACCGGUGAAAACGUGGAAGAGGCCUUUUUCGAAACUGCGCGAAAAAUCUUCCAGAACAUUCAAGAUGGAAGAUCAGUGGAGAUGGAAGGGAAAAUGCGUUGUGUGAAUCCGAAUUGUACUCGUGAGAUUAAAAAGUUUCACCGAGCACGUCAAGCGUGUCGCGAGUUCUUCUUGAACGCGUGUGGUUCGGCAUACGUUUGCGUUAACUGUGUGAAGUUUUACGAAGACACACGCGAUGCCCUUCUCAAAGCGAUGGUCAAUAGACAAGAUUUCGAUUUUCGUUCGCUGCCGAUAUUCUCGAGCAAGUGGGCCAAAAAUUCUGCGUCGGAGAUCGUGGUUGAGGACGAUGAUGACGACGACGAAGCCGCUUGUUCCAUAAUCGAGGACAACGAUGAAGAGGAAACGAAUGAUUCACGCGGCUCUCAACAGUGGUCGCUUUCUUGUGCCCGAGAAGUAAUCGCGAAUGUUUUGGAGCAAACCGUGCAACCAAUGCUUGAACGAUUUCUCGAGGGCGAGUUGGAAAGGCAAGCCAUUCUUCAGCAGGAGGUGACACUUUUUGAAACGGCUUGCGCACAGUUAGACGAGAAACUAGAGGAGUUGCGUUCGACUAUGUGUGAACUGGACGCCGAGUUCCCUCGUCAGAUUGCAAUACGAUUGGGCGAGGUUGAUGCAGACGACUCCAGCGUGCCUCUUACUCGGAUGUACCCGGAAGGUCUCGAGUCGUGGGAAUCCGAAGAAAACGAAGCGCUCGCGAAGAAGUACGGUGUUUCUAACCUUCUGCAUCGUUCGCCUCGUGUGAGCUCAGGGAAGAAAUCAAUGCUGCGACCAGGCGGGACGAAGGCGGAAAUGGAUUCCGACGAGACCAAUGGUAGCGAAACAACUACGACUGAUGGGGAUGCUGUGACCGUUUUGCACGAAGGUGCAGCGUUGGCCGCGGCUAAAGAGGAUUUACCGCCGAUUGGGCAAUUGAGCUAUCCCGACAUCAUUGUUGGGACUGAGGUUCUCGUGAGUAAAGAGAGCUCGGAUUGUCCGGAAGCUUCUUGGUAUAUUGGGAGGGUGCUUAAUGCUGGUGCUGUGGAGGAUAAAAACGAUGCCUCAAAAACCACGAAUACGGAGAAAAAGAUCGUUGUUCGGACUGUGGAUGUCGGUGUAUUGGUGAUCUCAAGUCGGACUCUUUUGGCUUACCUUGAUCCUGCAAAUGUCCGCGUUCCAUUUGGUACUCGUGUUGUUGUCUCAGAUCCUGAUACCGGUCAUUACACCUCUGGAACUGUCACUGAGCCUCCGCUCUUGAUAAAUAGAUUUAGGUACUUGGUCUUUUUGGACAAUGAGAAAUUUUGCUACCGUGCUCACCGAGAUAUCUGCGUUAUUACCGAUCCGUGUAGACGGGGGGCUUGGGAGUUUUGCCCCAAGCGGAUCUCAUCGUUGGUGAAACGAUUUCUCCAGGAAUGGCCUGAAAGAGCUCUCGUACGUCUGAACAAGGGCGAUCGGCACCUGGUUUUCCACCAAGGCGGCUUCCGAGAAGCUCUUGUUGUUGAAGUCGACUGCAGCUUGGCGAAAUUCCGGUUUGAACAACGAUCGGAUGCAGAAGAGUGGAUCUACCGAGGCUCGCCAAGGCUGAAGAUGAUUUACGACAGUCUCAUGCACGUGUCGAAGCGUGGUCGGGGAUCCUUGCCUGCCCGUUUCACCAUGCAAAAUCCGCGAGGGUUUUCGGGCAUUGUGCAAUAUACCAAUGCUGUCACUGACGAUAAAAGUUCGGUUCCUUCCGCUGUAAACAGUAUUAGCAAAACUCAGAUGGCGAGGAAGAGCACCAUGGGAGGACGAACGCAACUGGUUGCGUCCCAGGGAACGCAAAAUGCUACCGGCAAACCAACCACGAGCUUAGAAGCAAGUGGCUAUAUCAAGGUGUGUUACACGGCGCCAUGUGGAAGAAAACUCCCAAAUAUUCAGGCAGUGCAUCGAUAUCUGAAGCUCACGGGCAUUCCAUUGCACAUUGAUGAGUUCUUGUUUCUGCCCCGUGCCACCGUCACCAGUGUUUUCGUGUGCUCGCCGACAGAAUACUUGGUGUCUGACAUUACGGAAGCACAGGAGAAUGUUCCGAUUUCGUGCACAAAUGUUUUUGACGGCGACGAGAAGCCCACCGUGUUGUUGCAGCGUGAUUAUCGAUCAGGACGCAUAUUUAAUCCUAGUCGCGUUCCUGUGAAUACGGAUACGUCGUUCCUCGUGAGCUGUGACUGCGAAGAUGAUUGUUCAGAUGCCAAGUUUUGCGCGUGUCAAAUGCUUACUGUGCAACAAGCGACUGAACCUGGCCAAAAACCGACGAAAAUGAAUGUGCUUUACAAAUAUCGUCGCCUCGAGGAACGCGUUGAUACCGGAAUAUACGAGUGCAAUCCAGGGUGCAAGUGCAAGAGGGACAAAUGUUUCAAUCGCGUGGCCCAAAACAAGAUAUCAGUUUGUCUGCAAAUGUUCAAGACGGAAUGUAAAAGCUGGGGAGUGCGGAGUCUCACGAGUCUCCCUUCUGGUUGCUUUGUUGCAACAUAUUCUGGAGAGAUUUUGACUCCGGAAGAUGGCAUUGUCGAUGGUAGCAAGUUCGGAGAUGCUUACCUCGCUGAACUGGAUUUUAUCCAAUUGAACGAGCGGGACAAAGAAGGCUACGAAUCUGAAGCUGUGACCUCGGGUGAGGAGGAAGGUGGCAUUAGUUCUGAAGGCGAUGAAGUCGAAUCGAAGGAAGCCAAAUUGAAGGGAACAAAGAAGAGGGUUGCAAAGAAACGGGGAAAGAGAAAUAAUUCCAAACAAGCAGUUACAGGAAGUGACGAGGACACGGACUACCUAUCAUCAGUGCAAGCUUCUGAAGCCAGUCGUGAAAGGAGUGAACGAAGUACUGCGAUCGAACGUCGGCAACGGAGGAAAAAAGAUGAUGAGGAGAAGAAGCUGAGGAAGGAAGCAGAAGAACUUGUUUUCAAAGGGGGAAAUACGAAAGAUUCCGAACAGCCCUUACCGAAACCGCUUGAAAAUGGUUACGUCCCUUUGUUGAGGAUUUACCGCGAAAAUAAUCCCUACAUCAUGAAUGCCAAAAUGGGCGGAAACAUCGGGAAGUUUUUCAACCACUCAUGCGAUCCGAAUAUGUUUGUACAAAACGUGUUCGUGGACACCCAUGAUCCACGGUUCACGUGGAUAGCCAUGUUCACAUCCCGCGAGAUUCAACCUGGGGAAGAACUUUCGUGGGACUACGGUUAUCAAGUGGGCUCCAUUCCUGGUCGCAAGGUUGUUGUUCAGCGAUGUAGCUUGUUUGAUGCGUUAGACGCACGCAUCAUGCUCUUCAAGUUUUGUUGGGAAGAAGUCGUGUUCCUCGAUCAAGCAGAGCAAUUGUUCGGAGGGUUCUUUUCUCAAUCCGUGAAAAAACGCUUGCUCAGUAUGGAUUCGGAAGGCGAAACCAUAGCGACGAUUCCGUUCAAGAAGCGAACUACUGCAAUCGUGCAUGAUAGAAACUUUGAAGAAAUUUGCGACGAAUAUCCGGCUGUGAAAGGAAGGGCUUCGUUGGUGUAUGGAUUGUUGGACGCCUACGGAAUGUUGAACAAGUUCGAUUUGCGACUUUCUUGCACCCCGGCCACUCGUGAGGAACUGCGAAGAUUCCAUUCUGAAGAAUUGAUUGAUGCCCUGCUUUCGUCCGCCUCUCUCUGUGAUAACGAGGAUCAAGCGAUAAAGGAUUCCAUCGAUCUCGAAGAUCUCGGUUUGGGCUAUGACUGCGCCGUAUAUUCCGGAUUGGGAACGCUUGUAGUAGCCGGUGGAACCCUCACUGCGGCUCGCGCUCUCUGCUCAGGAAAAGCAGAUGUGGCAGUGAAUUGGUCAGGUGGAUGGCACCACGCUCACCGUGGCGCUGCUGCCGGAUUCUGCUACGUGAACGACAUAGUCCUCGGCAUGCUGGAACUGCGAACGCGAUUCCCUCGCCUGUUGUACAUCGACCUCGACGUUCACCACGGUGACGGCGUCGAAGAGGCGUUCUCAACCACCAAUGCAGUCCUCACGCUGUCCCUGCAUCUCUACGAACCUGGUUUCUUUCCUGGAACCGGAGGUGCAAGCCUGAAGACUAGUAGCGAUUGUGGCUUUCGGCGGAAAGCCUGCGUCAAUGUGCCACUAAAGCAAGGCAUUCGAGACGCCUGUUUCGCGUCGAUGUUUGAGCGUGUUAUUGGGCGAGUGCGAGAAGUGUUUCAACCAGUGGAUGCAGUGGUGUGUCAGUGUGGAUGUGACGGAUUGGCUGGUGACCCUCUUGGCGGCGGAUAUAAUCUCACUCCGAAUGGACUCGCUGCUUGUCUUCGGACAGUGCUUUCGUGGCAUUUGCCGACGUUGAUUUUGGGUGGCGGUGGAUAUCAUAAUGCGAAUGCGGCGCGUUGCUGGACGCGGCUCACAGCGACUAUUCUAUCAACUUGCACGGGUUGUGAAGAACAGCUAGAUCCGGAUAUCCCUGAGCAUGAUGGGUUUGAAGAGUUCGGACCGAGUUUUGAAUUGGACGUGGAACCUGGUUUAAGGCCAGAUUGCAACACGGACGAAUAUUUGGAGGAAGUAUUUCUUCAGGUUCAAGGAUUCGUCGUUGAGGAAGUCGUCCCUGGUAGAAUUCGUCCUAGAGACUGGGUAGAAAUGGGCCGCGGCGGGAGGCGGGGCUACUCGCGGGGGUGGCGGGAUGGGAUACCCUACAUCCAUAUGCUGGGCAGUCUUCCUGCAGACCAGGAGGAGUGCGCAUAUGCCGUGUACGAAUUUGAAAUCAGACAAUGA